ACCCUACUACCCUGAAACAAACGUUGUUCAUUCAAAUCCCGAGACAUACAAACUCAACCAACUGCCAACUGACUAGAAUCAGACAGUCGAGUGGCUAGACCUCCAUCCAUUGGACAUUACCGAACACCUGGAACCGUACCGAAAGAACAAGAAUCGAGCGCGAAGAAAUUAGAUUGAUUUACACUAGCUCGUGAAAAAGAUAUUGGAUAAUGGUCAUCCUUGGUAAGUCAAUAUGGUUUGACUUUUGCUUCACUUAAGACUAGACAUCUCUCGGUUAUUCUUAUAGCGUUACGGGUCUUUGCAAAGCCCUUAAACAUGAGUGCUAAAUUGCCUCUUGUAACGCAUUUAAAACGUAACGCUACUAACUCCUAGUUUCGAUUGUUAGUUUUUCUUGAUCUCAUGCUUGUCAUUUCUGGUUGCUGUCAGUUGCUUUCUUAAUUAAAAGCAUAUCUGUUUGGAAACCGAUAAAAUUGGAUAGCAAAUGACUGAAAAUUCACAUUCAUGUACCAGUCAUACAGUGUUUCAUCAGUCGACUUAUCAAGAUUUGAGUGAAAUGGAUUUUGAAAGAGGAAUUUGGGGUGCUUCCACACGUGGUGAUAUCGAUCGCGUUCGGAAAUUGUUGGACAAACGUAUUGAUGUAAAUAUACCAGACAAUUAUGGGUACACAGCUCUGCAUUACGCUGCUAGAAAUAACCAUGAAGAUAUUUGUAAGGUGUUACUAAAAGCCGGGGCUGAUAUUUUCGCCAAAACAAAAAAUGAUGGUGCCACACCUGCUCACCGAGCAGCAUAUGCAGGACACCUUAACAUUUUACAACUGCUUGUUAACAAAGGAGGUGCACCACUUUUAGAAUCAUGUGAUAACUAUGGUAGGAACUGCUUGCAUCACGCGUACCGAGGGGACCGAAGGAAUAUAGUAAAUUGGUUAUUGGAGAACUAUCCUAGUCUGUCUAAUACCAGAGAUAACAAUGGUCUUCUUCCCGACUCUGUUGGUCCAUCAGCUAUCGAAAUUCACUGUAAUGAAUUGAGUGCAUGACAUACGGCAGACAAACAAUUCAAAUUAAGAUUUUACUUUUUUAAAAUUCAAACCUGUUCUUGCUUAUAAGUGGUUCUGUUUAUGUUCAUUAGUAUGUACUUCAAAAUUAAUGCUUGAAUAAAAUUUGAGCCAAAAUUGCACUGUAGUUUACCAUUUUCUUG
Molecule: messenger RNA, 1194 nt
Organism: Schistosoma turkestanicum
Lineage: Eukaryota; Metazoa; Platyhelminthes; Trematoda; Strigeidida; Schistosomatidae
Source: the annotation of a GenBank genome assembly